CUCGUCAUGCCGCCUUUCCUUACAUCAGGCAAGCGGCUUGACGCCCUUGCUCUGCUGACUGCUUGGCUCAUUCUCGCUAGCUUCUUCGCCAUGGCUACAGCCAGCUAUCAGGAAGGAGUCUUUCGCUUCGGCUACCAUGAACAGCCUGCGACGCAUCAGGACAUGCUCAAGACUUAUAUCGAGAGCGCACAGGAGAAGGAGCAAGAAAUGAAGCGCUUCAUCGUCGAAUUCACAAACGCGACGCAUUAUCAGAAGAUCGAGAGCGUCUCGGCCACGGUGGCCAAGCACAUCGAGAGUCAGGGAUACGUGGUCAAGCAGACGCAUACCUACGAUGAUCGUCAAGCUUUCUGGGGCGCAACCUACCACGUGUCGCCGGCUACGAGCGGGCAGAAUCACGAUCCUCAUCGUGUCAUUGCCGGGGUGCAACGUGUCCCUAAUGUGGCCCGCGUCUGGCCCGACUAUCAACGUGUCCCGCUUGCUCACGGCAAUCACGGUCUGGCACGCCGUCGCCACGCUAAGCAACCUGUCCCGCUUCACAAUACCAAGCCGGCCAAUGGAACCAAGACUCCGCCGACUGGAAAUGCCGAUGAUUUCCCUCCUCAUGUCAUCACAGGCGUUGCACAACAACAUGCGCUUGGGCGCCUUGGCAAAGGUGUUACCGUCUGCACAGUGGACACCGGAGUCGACUAUAGCACGCCCAGCCUCAAUGCUGGUCGCGCCGCUGGCGUGCCUUGCAUCGGUCCGGAGUGUCAGGUUCUGGGCGGAAGGGACUUCAUCACGGAUCCGUUCGAUGGCGAGACGCCCAAGGAAGGACCUCUCAACUACAAGGACGUUCAGCACCCCGACAGCUCGUGCUGGCACGGCACACACACGGCCGGAACCAUCAUUGCCAGAGACACCGCGCACGGCUUCGUAGGUGUUGUACCUGAGGCUAAGCUACGCCACUACAAGGUGUUCGCUUGCACGAGUAUCGAUCCAAAGACCAACAAGACGACGCCCGGUGGCGGUGGCGGGUAUUUGUCCAUCCUUCUCGCUUCCUACCUUCAGGCCAAGAAAGAUGGAUGCGACGUCAUGUCUCUGAGCUUGGGUGGCCCGGGACAGUGGGGCAAGGACGCCGCGGACAUGCUGCAAACACGUCUGUCCCCAAUGAUGCCCUUUGUCGUCUCAAACGGCAAUAGCGGCGACGGUGGCUUGUACACAGGCGCUGACUCCGCAGGCACGACCGCAGUCAUCGCCGCGGCAGCCGGCUACGCAAAUGGAUCUGCUUCGUGGGGCUUCUGGCUUGACUCCGACCCCAAGCGGAUUUACUCCGAGUUCUCCGAGCUGCCCUUUGCCCUCAACACGACCAAAGAAAGCUCCUACCCAAUCUACUUUACGCCUGAAGCUGUCAAGAGCGUCGACGUCAUCAACGACGGCUGUAACGUCAAGAACGGCUCACUACCUGAUUUGAAGGGACACGCAGUCUUUGUCUUCAGAGGCGGCGAAUGCGAUGGAGGGACCAAAUUUCGCCCCUUCUACGAGGCCGGAGCGCGCAUCAUCAUCGCCAUCGCCGACUUUCGCUUUGUCUACCAGCGAACCGUUUGCUCUGGCAGCCUUCAACAAGCUGGCAUCAUGCGUCGUGAGGAUGGUCAAGCAAUCCGUGAAGCCUUCAUCAAGAGUCAGGGGAAGGUCAAAGUGGUCUUUCCUGGCACCCCUAAGCUCGUCUUCGCCCCGGAGCGUGUUCCUGGCACCCCAACCUUCUUCAGCUCACAAGGUCCUACUUGGAGAGGUGAGGUCAAGCCCAACGUCAACGCACCUGGCUGGAACAUCCUGAGCUCUGCCCCCGUUCCUUGGGAGGCCAGCGUCAAGAGUGGCACGUCAAUGUCCGCGCCGCUCAUCGCCGGUGUCGUCGCCUUGUUCAAAAGCAUUCAUCGCAACGCCUCGACAGAGGAUGUGCGCUCUGCCAUCACCCUAUCCUCAGUACCCUAUCGCGGCAUCAACACGAGCGAUGAGCUGGCCAGCGUCUUGGCUCAAGGUGCUGGCACGGUCAAUGCGACGGCCAUGAUUGAGCUCACCACCAGAACGCAGCCCACGUAUUUUGCUCUGCGCGACUCUGUUCACUUUGAAGGGAAGCACCAACUUGAGAUUACGAAUAUCGGUAAAGAAGCUCAGACGUAUUCGUUUGAUCACAAGCGAGCCAAAUGCCUCUAUGCUCUUCACGAGGGCGCACCCAAGUCCGGUGAUAGGGACGAGGGCCUUUGGGCUCUUCGACCUGAGGAAUGUCCCGAUGACACGUCGCUGACGGUGGAGCCCAAGACGAUCAAAGUCGACCCAAGCAAGACGGGGACGGUGACGGUGACAUUGAAGCCCCCUUCGCCCAGCCCUCGCCUCAAGAUGUACUCGGGAUGGCUUCUCCUCAACUCGUCGAGCUCCACAGGCGGCGGCGUCAUCCCGUAUGCUGGCACUGGCGGAGAUCUCCAGGCCACGGGGUCAUUCGACCACACCUUUGACCUGUGGAAUACGACGCUUCCAGCUCUCUUCGAUGCAGCAGACAAGGAGCAGAUCCAGAACGAUACGACGACGUUUGUCGUUGGCAGCAACUCGAGCACUUGGCCAGCCGUGCUGUGGAGCCAAGCUCUUGCCAGUCCUCUGAGCACAUGUGACCUCGUCCGCGCCGACAUCAACUUCAAGGCUACGCAGCCGAUCGUCGAGGCUCCUAGCAAGCUUGGCAACCUCUUCAACAGCCCCGGAGUCCCCUAUUACUCGUCAACGAGACGUGCCGUCGUGGAGGCCAAGGACAUCCCAGUCGUGGCUCGUUAUUGGAACUACACCUUUGCAGACUCUCGCGACUCUGCCGACAUUACUCACCGUCGCGGUGCCUAUUCGUACUCUUUCUGCAACAUUAAACCCGAGGCCUACAAUCUUAGCGACCCUGGCUUUGCUGCCUUUAAUGUCUCGGACGGCUACUACCGUCUCUUGAUCCGCCUCAAGCAAGUCUACUCCAGCGAUGACACCAACCACGAGGACCAGUACACGUCAUACCUAAGCCAUGCGUUCCACUUUGUGAACAAUGUGACAGCCCACGUCAAGAACCACACCGUCGACGCGGCCAAGGGCAAGCCUGUGGUGCCGAGCAGCAACGACGCCCAUCCCAACAAGACCAAGACCGGGACGCCUCCUUCCGUUGACGCCCAUGUCAACAAGACGGACGAGGGCAAGCCGCCUAGCGGUGACGUUCAUGUCAACAAAACGAGCGCGACGGUGCCUCCCACCGACGCGAAGCCGGCGGCCGCCAACGCAACGCCUCCUGCCAACAAAGGCGAUGUCACGCCUGGAGCCAAAGUGGUCCUACCUGCCACGGCGAUGACCUCGGCCAAGACACCUCCUUGAUUCGCCAGCGUCGCCUCUGUCCAUUGCGAACGCUCUUUCCGCCUCCUCCUCAUCUUCUUCUCACUUGCUUAUUUAAGCGUUCUCGUGCCUGGCCUAGCCUAGCCUAGCUUAGCUGCUGCUGGUGCCGCCGCUGUAGUCGCUAUCUUACCUUGGCGUGCGUGCUGGCGUGCGUGCUGGCGCGCGUUCUGACUCGCCGACAACUCUUCUUACUCAUCCAAAUUGAUUUAAUCUGCUAGCCAUUUGCGCGUUUUCACACAGAGAGGUGAGGGCGCGGAGGGCCAAGGGGUGAAGCUUUAGGUAGGAGAAGGGGGGAGGAACAACGGGAGAAGGGAAGCGGGGACAAGAGAGCGCUCAAACCUCGCG
Messenger RNA from Jaminaea rosea, 3732 nucleotides. RefSeq names its product subtilisin-like protein. Lineage: Eukaryota; Fungi; Basidiomycota; Exobasidiomycetes; Microstromatales. Bases 7 to 3369 code for a protein of 1120 amino acids. The record is from RefSeq and is a predicted model, not a curated record. Gene Ontology annotation, biological process: proteolysis. Gene Ontology annotation, molecular function: serine-type endopeptidase activity. Gene Ontology annotation, cellular component: membrane; cell wall. The transcript has 13 exons.